AUGCCAGGAGCUUCCUGCUUAUUUUUUGGCGUUGUAUACCCUUUCGAGAUGUCGUCCGGUGUUGAUCAAUCCGUAUCCGCAAGUUCAUUUAAGGAUAUCGGAGGGGCUAUCAAAAAAGAGCCGUUGUCUCAUGGUUCGGGACUCAAUCUUGAGGGGACUAUCAAAGAAGGGCCUUUUUGGAACCAAGGUGGAAACAUGCAUCGCUCCCAAGCUGCUGCAAUUCUUCAGAAGAUUGAUGCAUACGACAAGAAGCUACGCGAGGAGAGUGCAGCCACACGAAGACGCCUUUAUCGGCAAAUUGGACAAAAUCAGGACACAAUCACAAUGUUAGAGCAGAAGCUGCACAACUUGCAAUUCAUCGAAGUCAUCGAUUUGACGGGGAAU
Molecule: messenger RNA, 384 nt
Organism: Mesorhabditis belari
Lineage: Eukaryota; Metazoa; Nematoda; Chromadorea; Rhabditida; Rhabditidae
Source: the annotation of a GenBank genome assembly